ACCACUCCUUUUCCGGUGUUAAAGGUCAUCUUCCGGUGAAAAAGAUGGCGGCCCCCGAUGAGCUGUUUUGCUGGGAAGGAGAUUGGGGUUUACCGUCCGUCAGUACCGACUGUCUGGUGGUUCUGGCAUAUGCUCAGUUUGCUGGAGCUCCACUGAAGCUUCGAAAGAUCUGCAGCCCCUGGAGGAGUCCGAGCGGUUCUCUUCCUGCUCUGAGGACCAAUCAGACAAAAACUCUGUCCCGACCUUCUGACAUCAUCAUCCACCUCAGAAAACAGAAAUAUAAUGCUGACUAUGAUCUGUCAGCCAAAGAGGGAGCUGACAGCCUGGCCUUCAUCUCUCUUUUGGAGGAGAAGCUCAUACCGGCUCUGAUCUACACCUUUUGGAUUGAGCCGAAGAACUACGUAGACGUGACUCGCCGCUGGUACGCCGAGCACAUGAUGUUCCCUCUGAACUUCUUCCUGCCCGGCCGAAUGCAGAGCCGCCAGCUGGAAAAACUGCGCCUUCUAAGAGGAGAUAAGAACCUGGAGGCAGGAGAAGAGCUGGAGAAGGAGCUGUACCAAGACGCUGCAGAGUGCAUGAACCUCCUGUCUCAACGACUCGGCUCCCAGAAGUUCUUCUUUGGAGACUCGCCUUCUUCUCUGGACGCCUACGUGUUCGGACACUUGGCUCCCCUCCUGAAAUGCAAACUUCCCAACGGGAAGCUUCAGCAGCACCUGAAGUCCCUGGACAACCUGACCGACUUCUGCUCCAACAUCCUGCUGCUCUACUUCCCCAGAGACGGUCGAGCAGAAAACUCCGGUGAGAAAGCGUCGCCGCAGCCGGACGCCGCAGACUACGACAACGUCCCCAACAAGCGCAGGAAGCAGUUUCUGUCAGCUGUGUUUGCGUUUGCCGCCAUGCUGAGCUACGCCCUCCUGACUGGCAUGGUGUCCAUCCAACACGCCCACCAGGAGGCCCUGGAAGAGCCGCCGGACCCAGAACACAUUGGGCCCCAUGACCACGAAGAAGAAGGCGACGGCUGAGGACAAAAAAUGAAGAACGUUACAGGACUGAAAAAUAUUCCAGAAAAAUUCAUCAGAGCGAUUUUAGAUAUAUCUCACCAUGGGGAGGGGUGGAAAUACAAUGAAUUUAUCAGAACACUGAUGAGCCUCUGAGUGGACAGGAACUGGGUUUAGCUUCUAUACAGAAAAUAAAAAUAUUCAACCUCGCUGCA
This is a messenger RNA of Girardinichthys multiradiatus, 1213 nucleotides long. RefSeq names its product metaxin 1a (gene mtx1a). The record is from RefSeq and is a predicted model, not a curated record. The transcript is spliced from 8 exons. Gene Ontology annotation, cellular component: SAM complex. Bases 45 to 1022 code for a protein of 325 amino acids. Lineage: Eukaryota; Metazoa; Chordata; Actinopteri; Cyprinodontiformes; Goodeidae. Gene Ontology annotation, biological process: mitochondrion organization.